This is a messenger RNA of Megalopta genalis, 1090 nucleotides long. It is a transcript of the gene Naa40, whose product is annotated as N-alpha-acetyltransferase 40. NCBI's taxonomy places the organism in Eukaryota, Metazoa, Arthropoda, Insecta, Hymenoptera, Halictidae. The record is from RefSeq and is a predicted model, not a curated record. Gene Ontology annotation, molecular function: histone H4 acetyltransferase activity; protein N-terminal-serine acetyltransferase activity; histone H2A acetyltransferase activity. Gene Ontology annotation, cellular component: nucleus.
AUCAUCUGAGUUCUUACACACUUAUAACAAUACGCUAGUAUUUACGUAAAAGAAUUUUAUCGAACGAACUAGAUUUUUCUGAAAUUUUUCAGUUCAAAUUUAUAACACUAGUAUACACACAUAUUAAUGUCCAAAAGUACAUGCAUAAAGUAGAAUAUAUAAUGCAACAGAAACAACACUGUUGCAUUGCGUCCUGUGUCAUAUGUAUAUGUACAUAUGUACAUUACUUUUAAUGUAAAUCGGUUCAAAGUGAAACGCAUGCAUAAAGGGCUGCAAAGGGCUCAUCGCACUGUUGAAUCAUAUAAUAAAUUUCGACGGUCAGAAAGAUUAUUUGAAGGAAGAAUAUAACCUAAAAAUAUAAUCCUUUUAAAAUAUGCGGGAAAUAUAAAUAUAAUGAAGAAAAGAAAAACAAGACGUCAGCUUUUAGCAGAAAAAGAAGCUACUGCAAAACAAUUAGUUGACAAAGCAAAUGCUGUAAUAAAUCCUUUAGAAUCUUUACCUUCUUUUCACAAGUAUGUAACAAAGGACAAUCAAAUUAUCGACAUCUCUUGCAUGAGAGCCAAACAUGCAACUGCAGAAUGUUUAUCUUGGAUAUUUGACAUUAUGGAACGUAAUAUGAAAACCAUGUAUGAACAAUGUGACUGGGGAUGGGAUCCAGUUGCAAAGAAACAAGAAUUAACAGAGCCAGCAGCUUGGUAUUUAGUAGCUUCAUCAAAUAAUAAAUUUCUUGGAUUUUCUCAUUUUCGAUUUGAUAUAGAUCAUAGGGAAGAAGUACUCUAUUGUUAUGAAAUACAAUUGGAAUUAGCAGUAAGAAGAAAGGGACUUGGUCAAUUCAUGCUAUCCAUCCUUGAAUCUAUGGCAUUGCAGAAUAGAAUGCAAAAAGUAGUUUUAACUGUUUUCAAGCAUAAUCCUUCCGCUAUGCAGUUCUUUUAUUCUCUUGGGUAUAAACUGGACAAAACUAGUCCACCUGUAUCUGAUCUAUUGCACUAUGUUAUUGUGAGUAAGGCCGUUGACAGUGGAUCAGUAAUGAAGAAAAAAGAGUAGUUUUGUAUCAAACUAUACAAAAAUAAAGAACUAAUUUCUCUUUAAA